This is a messenger RNA of Leptosia nina, 456 nucleotides long. The record is from the annotation of a GenBank genome assembly. NCBI's taxonomy places the organism in Eukaryota, Metazoa, Arthropoda, Insecta, Lepidoptera, Pieridae.
AUGAAUCUUCCAAUUCAAGAAUUGAAGAGCAGAACCCCAACACAUAUAAGCCUUGGAGAUAUAGUCCAAUAUAGAUCUAAAAAUGGGGGAGACGCGAUACUCCGUGGAAGAAUAAAAAAAAUGUAUGGGGAAAUAUAUUAUGAUGUAUUCGCUAUAGACUAUGGCUUCAUUGAUCUACAAGUAACUGUUAAAAACAUAUGGACUUGUUCUUUCACCUAUCCACCAUUAGCCUAUCCAUGUAGACUUUGCAAUAUAGCACCACUUAAUAGAGAUCGGACAUGGUCAGCAACUGUUAGUAAGGCAAUGAAGGAUGUUGUUGGUAAUAAUAAUGUUCUUAUGAUUUUUAGAGGCCGUGACUUAAGUGGCAUAAAUAAAGUAAAUAUUAAUAUUGUGCCCCAGGAUCUAGCUACUAUGUUAAUCUUGGCUGGUAUAGCCAUCAUUUGUGCCGACUUAUAG